AUGGCUGCUGCGGCGAAAGUGCCAGUAUCUCGAAAGAGAGCGCUCUCUGCUGCGCCUCCUCCAUCGUUUGAAGCAUGUGUCGUCACAUAUUUCUCCCAGGACCGCGCCUUUCAACGUGUUUUUGCUGAAACCGACAUUGAGGGGAUGAAAACCGUUGUUAGGGAGAAGUUGAAUCUUCCUCCCCAUGCUGGCGUCAGACUCGCCCAGAUGGUUGACGGCCGGAGAAUCGACUUGGAAGACGACGCUGAUUUCUAUGCUUUUCAACUUGGGGCUCAACUGAAGCCUGAGCUGCAGGUCGAGGUAUCUGUGAUUGUUGCUCCAGCAGCACAACUGGCGUCACCGAGUGUCACGGCGACUUCAAUUAAUCUAGAAAGAGCGCCACCACCAACGCUAACCCAAACAGGACAAGACACUGUUCCACAAGUCGAAGACAGUUCUGCGUCGGUUCCUCCGCCUGCAAAGAAGAAGAAGAAACCACGGAAGAGUAAUCUCGUCAUUGUAGAGAACGAUACUGGAGGGAAUGGCAAGCCAGUGGAACCAAUCGAGUCCACAACGACCGAGAAUUCUGAGGGAACUAAAGCCAAAGCCAAAGAGGCGACCACAGCACCUUUCACGACAACUACCGAGCCUUCUAAAAAGCCCAAGUCAAAGGCAGCGACCAAAUCUACUCCACCGAUUGACCAACAGGCUUCCUCGAAUUCUGAAACGUCCAAACAGCCUACUGCUGAUGUCGUUACGGAGGCCCCGCCAGUCCCACGAAAAUCCACAAAGAGCAAAAAGACUACUGCACCGACACCUGCUCCUGCUGCUCGCGAACCCGAACCCGAACCCGAGCCCACUCCCGCCUCCGCCCCAACCGAAACUAUACCCGAGACAUCUUCAGUACCUACAGACGCCAAUGCACCUCAGGCUCGAUCCAAAAAGCGUGGACGAAAGGUUGCUCAGGACGUCGACUCGCAGGAGCCCGCUGUCCCAGAGCCCACCGCCCAAGCCGCUGCCGAGCCGCCGGUCAAAAAGCGACGCAAAUCCAAGCUGGAGUCCAUCACAGAUUUGGGUGGAACCCAGAGCCCCGUUGGAACGUCCCUGCCCCCUCCGGUCAGAUCCAAGCGAAGAGGUUCAACUGCCGCGAGUGUUCCAGAUACGGGCAAGCCGGUUAGUGUAGUCGGUUCGGCUACGGAUAUCCUCCGACGGUGGGGGGCGUUGAGCAUUGCGAAUGAGACUGCCAUCUCGGGAGCUGUACCAUCGACUGCUACGGACGUGGUGGAACAGAGUAUGGAGACGAAGGGCAAAGCCAAGAGGAAGAGGAAAAAGAAGGACCAGGUUGCGGAUGAUGCCUCUACUUCCACUUCCGCCCCCGUUGCGACUCCUGCAGAAACCGCACAGUGCCUCCUAUGCUCAUCUGGGCCUCAUGAAGCUCUUAAUUGUCCGCUUUUGUCUCAACGAGACGAUGAGACCUGUAAAACUGUAGAAGGGCGUAUUUAUCACCUCGAAGAUACCCAAGGUCCCACUAGGAUCCACCAAAUGCUGAUUGGUAGGCUGCGUAGCUGGCUAAAGGAGACUAAAAAGCAGGUCGAGGCGCAGAAUAAAUCUAUUACUCCCACUCCUGCCCCCGUUGUCCCACAGAGUGCAUCCCCUGUCCACUCUACCCCUGCUCCGACCCGCCCCAAAAAGUCCAAGCUCUCGUCGGUCGCUGUGAGCCAUCAAUCGGAAGGCAGUUCGACGGAGGACGAGGAUAUUCUCAAAAGCGUCAUGGAGAGUCGAAUCGAAAGCCCUGAGGAAGACGAUGGUGAGGACGAAGAAAUGGUCGAUAUUCCUCAACCUGAACCUGAACCCGCGCCCGAACCAUUGCGAGAGGCCAGCCCACCUUCAAUGAUCAUGGCCACACCCUCGCCGCCCCAACCUGCUCCCGUUCCUUUACCUCCGUCCUCCCCGCUCGCCAAGAAAGCCCUGCUUCAAAGCCAACGCAUGUCCCGGUCGAGCGUUUUCGCGCUAUUGGAUGGAUUGGAAAGCGAGGAAGCCGGAGAGGGUGAGAAGGAUAGUUCAGAUGACGAAGCAAGUGAUCUUGCCCAGUCGACGCCUUCGGAAGUUGCGAGACGUAGACAUAGGAAGAGUGUUAGAUUGGAUGUCCAAGACUCGGACGAAGAGGCUGCAGCCCGGGGCCAGGCCCUGCCCCAAGACCACGACGAGAGCGACGUCGAAAUGCAGGAUGGAGAUCUUACGACGCUGUCUCAGCUUUUAGCCUCUCCUGAACCCGAGGAGAUUGUGGGUGUAGUGGAUGAUGAUGAUAUUGAAGAGUACGAUGAUGACAAGGAGGCGAGGAACAAAAGUCCUGAUAGUGCUGCUAGUUCACCGAUCGAGGCUCCGGACCAAGAGCCUGUUGUGGAAGAAGUACAGGAUCCUGUGCCUGCAAAGCAGGAAGAGGCUACCGAAACUGUUCAAGAAGAGGAGCCAGAGCCUGAGCAAGAACUGGAGCAAGAAUCAAAGCAAGAGCCAGAGCCAAUUUCCCCUGCUCCCAAGAAACGAGGACGACCCCCACUCUCCCAGGCAAUCAAGGACGAGCGUGCGGCUGAAAGAGGGCGCAUACAAGCCGAAAAGGCGGCACUACAGGAUGACACUUCAGCUCCCAAGAAGCGUGGUCGCUCUUCCCGCUCAAAAGGCGCGGAUGAACAAACCGAUGUGAACGUGGAUCAUAAACCCAAGUCCAGUGCCCCUAGUACGCAGGAAAAGCCCGUCUCUGUCGCAGGGUCGCAGGAGUCUGCUCCUAGGUCACGAGGUCGUCCGAGGCUUUCAGAAACUGUGAAAGCUGAGAGGGAGGCCGAGAAAGAACGUAUCCGUGCUGAAAGGGCUAUCCAAAGGCUUGAGAAGAAGACCGCAAAGGCGAAUGCAAAGGCCGCUGCGAAGGGUAAAGGGGCGGAUGCCAAUGCGGCUGUAGACGAAGAUAGCGGUGAUGAGGGAGAUACGACUGUACGUCAGUCACCUCCUGCGCCGGAGGAAACAAUCGAGUCACCGAUUGUUCCCACCUGGUCAACACUGAAUAACCCAUCGUCUAGUCGACACGGAAGUUCGCAAAACGAUGAGAUUGAGUCGAGCGUAGUAGAAGCUCCGAGGGAUGUAGAAGAGAUGGAUGCAUCAGGAUUUCAGUUAUCAGCCGUUAAACCUACUCCGAAUACUCGUUCAAACGGUAACGGUCCGGUGAAACCCUUGUUUAUGCCAUCAUCUGGCUUGGUACCGAGGUUCCUCCCCCCUUCGUCCCCUAUCACAUCGACGCCCGCACCUAACAAACUACAAUCGCUAACGCAACAAACCCCUUCCAACACAUUACAACGUCGAAGGUCGAUGGGGUCUGCGUCGUUACCCCGAUUUACUGACAUCAAGAAAAACCGUGAUAUUGAGCAACGCUCGCGCAAGGAACGGAACAGGCUCUUGAGCAGUCAACCAGCCAUUUUUGAUUCGUCACAUGAGGCUAAAUCGAAACCAAAUGGCCCGAUUGAGGAGGUUGUUAUGGUAGAAUCUGAUGAGGAAGAGGUAGACUCCUCUGAUGAGGAGGCCAAGAAACCAAAGUCUCAACGAAAGAGACCGUCUGCACUCGCAUAUUUCUCUCAGCGAUAA
Messenger RNA from Rhizoctonia solani, 3609 nucleotides. Its product is annotated as microtubule-associated protein CRIPT protein. Bases 1 to 3609 code for a protein of 1202 amino acids. Gene Ontology annotation, molecular function: DNA binding. The transcript is spliced from 6 exons. NCBI's taxonomy places the organism in Eukaryota, Fungi, Basidiomycota, Agaricomycetes, Cantharellales, Ceratobasidiaceae. The record is from RefSeq and is a predicted model, not a curated record.